Messenger RNA from Bursaphelenchus okinawaensis, 12956 nucleotides. Lineage: Eukaryota; Metazoa; Nematoda; Chromadorea; Rhabditida; Aphelenchoididae. The record is from the annotation of a GenBank genome assembly.
AUGGGUUUUAAUGGAGGGGUAGGGUGAGCUUAGGCUAAGAUAGUUUGGGGCAAGGAAGGGGAGGCUAGGGUAUGGUAGGGUAAGGUAGGUUAGGGUAUAGUAAAGUCAAGUAGGGUGGGAUAAAGUGUACUAGGGCGGGGUAAAGCUGAGUAGGGUGGGUAGGGUUGUAAAAUACGGAAACCAACUUUGAAUUCAAAGAAUUGACAAAGUAGUCUUACAAAAAAAUAUUGUUUUUAUGCUGUCUUUUCAAUAUUUUUUUGUUUCGCUUCUUCCAGGCUUUUAGUGGUUUUAACCAAAUUUGUUGGCACGGCUUUCCAGAAUUUGGUCCACUAUCUACGUCAUUUUAAUCGCAAUUAUUUUCCGUACAGUUAAUUUUUCAGUACCGUACUGCCUCAAAAAUUAAAAAUUUGGAAAAAUAUACAUUAAGGGCUCAGAAUUAAGUGAACGGCUUAAUAUGUACCACGUUGUCCAAAUAUGGAUAUUUAGACAAAUGUGUUAGUUCUCAUCAUUGAUUUUUUUGAGUAUUAUACUCAGUAACCGUAUCGUGUAAAUGAUUUUUCCCGCGCAAACGAUAAAAACAUCAAGUAUAAUACCCAAAACCUAAUUUAAAUCCAAUUCAAACCCCUCUCAUUUCAGUGCCAACUCAAAACUUCAUUGUAAACUCAUCGAUGGCUUGAUGGACGACAAAUCCAAAGAGCUUUGUCCUCGUCUCAUCGAUUUCCUGGUGAUUGUCGGCCGAAAACCCGACUCCAAACUUCAGAAGGCGCCGCCGAUCGGUGCGCACGUCCAUCCGAACGAUGUGCCCCAGUUGCGGCGGCGGACCGGCUUCGUCGGGGUGGCAAAUCCGGAGAUCCUGAGGCGUUAUCCCACCGAUAAUCACAAAGACUUCGCUUUGCCUACCGAUGUCACGUACUUUUGUCAGCCCGAGGGCUGUGUCACUGUUGGUGGGUUUUUGAUAUGAUUUUUGGGAUUUUAGGUAAUUUUGUGGCGAUUUCUGGUAUUUUAGGUAUUUUAUUUUGUGAUUUAUGGUAUUUUAGAUCAUUUUAUAAUGAUUUUUGGUAUUUUAGGUAAUUUUUUAAAUUUUGCACGGUGCAAGAAAUUGAAAAAUUGCACCGUGCAGUCAAAUCAAGGCUAUAUUAUCAUAGGCGGUUUUCCUAAGAUUCUAAAAAACGUAAUUUCAGCUGACAAUUAUCAGCACAACAAGCACGGCCACGAAACAACCUCCUUCAUUUUCAUGCUAACGGAAAAGGACACAUCCAAGAUACGAUAUGGCAUAACAUUGAACUUUUUCCUCCAUUUCGAACCGAAACCAACACACACAACAACUUCGGGUAAUCCAGCUAAACGGUAAGUUAUUCGACUUCAAUUUGUGAGUACUUUAUAACAUUUUAAUCUUAAAGACUUCUGCACAGUGCAAUAAAAAUUAGAGAUUUCUUGAUUUCACUGUGCAGACAGUCCGAGGACUUUUGAGUCGAUCGAAAUAAAAAAAAAGUUAAAUUGAAACAGAGUAUUUGGUUUACUUUUUCAUCAAAAACGCCUAAUUUUGUGCUAAAAACAGCAAUUAUAUUAAUCAUGAGACCUAUGUUAAAAUGCUUUCAGAAGACCAACUGCUUCGAUGACAUCGUUGUGCUUGAUCAGUCACCAUCCCUUCUUGUCGACGUUUGCUGAACUUUUGAGAUUAUUAGCUCAACUCAUCGAUGCGUGUAAUAUGCGAUGCAACUACGACGAUUCCUUGCCACGGUAAGCCAUUAUCUACUAUAAUAUAGCGAAAUUCAUUAAGUCCUUCUUUUUUAUAUAUUUUUUUUGUUUUGCAGCUCUGAAUUAUUAAUAAAAUCAUUUUACUCUGCAUUUACCCUUAAAACUGCGAAAGAAUUAAUGGACCUUUAAAAUUUUAGCAUCAAUACUCAAAAUAUAGUACUAAAAAUCCAAAAUACUGUACUACAGUUAAGAAAUUUGACAAUAUUUUUGUAGAGAUUCCCUAUGGAUGGUACUAACAGGCCACUGGACCGGUCCAAUACCUCAAAUUGUAAUGCAAGAAGUGAAACAGAUCGAAACCUGGAUUUUGCUUCUCUUAAGUUCUCCAGUACCAGUACCAGGGAAAACCAAGUUGGUAUUAGAGGUAAAAUUAUUUUAUUUUUUAGGUAAUAGCUUCUGGAAGAAGACAUGCUGCACUUGAUGGACAAUAUAAUCGUCUGAGCAUAAAAUUAUAGCAAUAUAAUGAAUAAUAUUGAACUAAACUAAACCUUUUUGCUUUUGUAACACAAUAUAAGUCGAAUAAAACCCCAAUAUUCAUAUAGACGCUUAAAAAGAUUUAUAUUAUUGCAUAGACAACAAUAAUAUAUGUUAUAAUUUCAGAUUUUGCCAGAAGAAGUGAUGAAAAUGCAAGAAUUCGGCCUUCCAGACUAUACCAGGUUCACAAUGGUCGACUUUCCACUACAUUUGCCAUUGGAACUGCUCAGCACUGAUACUGUCAUCACGUUAUUGACAGCUGUCAUGUUGGAACAUAAAGUAAGGUCAAACACUUUGUUUUCUAAAAUUUAGGCUUCUUUAAAGAACGUUAGAUGAUCUGUACGAUGCGAUUUUUGCUUAUAACCAUAAAACGCAUCGUCAAAAAAUUUUCCUAGAACUUUUGAAACAACAAAAAAUUUAAAAAAAUGAUGAAUAUUGUCUUCUCAAACUCGCAAUACCAAUUUUGGCUAUUACGACCGGAUAUUACGAUCAUUUUCCGACCUAACAUAACAUAAGAUACCUAAAAAUCAAAAAUAAUAUGGAAUUCUUACCUUAACUUCAGGUCGUGUUACAAUCUCGCAAUUACAAUGCAGUAAGCAUGUGUGUACUAUCGCUGGUCGCGUUACUCUACCCAUUGGAGUACAUGUUUCCGGUCAUUCCGUUGUUGCCAACGUUUCUGCAAAAUGCUGAACAGGUAAAUGGGCUAAAACAAUAUAAUUUAAAAAAAGGUAAAAUAAAAAAGUUUUUUCGAUCUUUUUUAUUAAAAAGGUAUUGUUAUCAGCAUGUAAGGCCGAAUAUUGUAAAGGAAAACAAUAUUUUGCCCGAAUUUUGUAAAAAACAAGAAUUUGAGACAAGACUUUCCUUUUCAUUGAUAAAUUACGGGUCAUGUUUUCCUUUUUUGACAAAAUAUUGUUUUAGUACGUUUUGGCUGUAAAGCUCACAAUAACUUGUAGCUCACAAUGUAAAACAGUAAAAAUAGUUAAAAAUAUUAUAAUUGAUUAUUCUUCAGAUUCUUCUGGCCCCAACUCCCUUUAUAAUUGGCGUUCCGGCUUCGUUUUUUCUAUGCAAAGGCAUCAAACUGCCUGAAGAUGUUAUCCUUGUCGACUUGGACACGAACGAAGUGACGAUCCCCGACGAUCUUUCUGUACCGGAUCUUCCUGAACCAGAACGGUCGAACUUAAAGCAGGAUUUCCUCGUGGCAUUGGGCAAAACAACCUCGGAAUUCAGUGAAAAUAAGAACGGAAGUUUCGAAGCGUCGUACCAAAAUGAUCCGGAUGAGAUUGAUGUUGCGUGCCGGAUUGCCAUGAUCAACUUCUUCAACAGCCCCAACAUCUUUGCCAACUUUAGCGAACAUACGCGGACUUUGAGGUUGUAUCCUCGACCGGUCGUGGCGUUGCAAACGGAAUCCUUCUUGAGAAGUCGACCAUAUCUGUCGACGUUCAUUCAGGAGCUGUGUAAGACGCAAAGUGUGGAAUACUUUGCGGAAGAGUGUCUUUGUCCAAGGAAUGAGGUGUAUGUUAGGGUUCAGAAUGGUACUACUAGUGCUAAACAAGUGGGCGACAAGUUGAAGUGGUUCGGCGAUGAGUUGAUGCCUGUUCAUUUUAAUGUAAGGUGGUUUUUGUGUAACAUAUUUAGGAUAAUUAUUUAUAAUAUUAGUAUAUUACAAUGAUUGAAGUGUCUAAAUAAUUUAAAAAAUGUUUAAAAUGACCGUUGAAAUGCUUAAUUAUCAUCUUCAGGCUUAUCCAAACAACUGCACAUUAGUUGAAGCCUUGAAUACCUGGCAUUUGGCUAGGAAUGCUCAUGGUUUAGAUGAAGAAGAAGAUCAGUUUGACUGGGAAAGUAAUGGAAUGGAUGAGUCUAUGUUAACAAUGUCUCCUUUCUCUGAACAUGCUCCCGAUUUUGGUAAAUUUUAAGUUUAUUUGAACUAUAUGCAGAUGGCUUUAAAACGUUUUUAAUGAUUUAUAAACUAUAAAAAAGGGCAUUUUAAUGUUAUUGUGGCUUUGAUAGGUAAUAUUUUACGUAUUGCUUAUAAAAAGUUUAACGGGUUGCCAGUUAAAACAAUCAUAAUAUAAUUUAUGGUAAUAUUGCACUUGGUUUGGAUAAAAAUGAUAUUACACUUGAUGUUUUUAUCAAAUUCAAAACAAACCAAAAUUAAAAGGUGUUUUUGUGAUAGGAAAUAGUCUAUCUCUAAUAUUUUAGGCUAAUAUUAUGAGUAUUUUAGAAGCCACAAAACCAGUGAGUGAAGUAAACGACGUUUAUCAAGCCCCAAACAAGCUUCAAUUGCCCCAAAGUCUCAGCCGGCUGUCAAUUGAAUCCUCGAUCAGUAGUGGACGAUCUAGUCCGGCUUCCACGAAUUCUGAAGCCGGUAACGACAGUGAAGCUGAUUUUGCAAGAUUGGCCGAGAAUUUGGCCAUAAAAUCGAAUGAAAAGGUAAGAGGGGGGGGUUCCGGUUGGGUUGCAGUAGGGUGGGGUGAGAUAUGGUACGGUACGUUAGUGUAAGGUAGGAUAGGUAUUGCAAGAUAGAGUAUAUUAGUGUACGGUAAGGCAAGACAGGAUAACGUAACUCAGUUUAGAGCAGGUAUAAGUUUAUGGUAGGAGAGGAUAGGAAUUUCUAUUUUUGGCAACUCUUUUUAAACUUAAAUUAAUCAUGAAAUUAAUUUUCAAAAGAAGUAAUUUUAUCUGAUUUAGAACGUCAAGCUGAACGUUUUGCUUCAGAAUGUGUUAGCCUACACAAAUAAGAGUUGCAUAAAUAAUUUAUAGAUAGAGUAGGAUAAGGUGCUACGUUCUUGCAAAGAUUUGUUUACUGAGUUGCAGAAUAUGCAACAUUUUAGCGUUUUUAGGUUGUUCAAAUAAUUUUGCCUCCCUCUCUUAAAGCGACUUUUUCUGCUAGGGGCGCAAAAUUAUUUGAAAAACUUAAUAGGUAACAAAGAAGAUUUUUCAAUUAAAAAAUAUGAAAAGUAGCUUUAAUGAUGGAUAACAUCGGUUUUCAGGGAGAUUUUGACUUUGACCACGUUGGAGAUAGUACUGAAAGUACUCCUGUUCAAAAUCGAAAAGCACCAUUAGGACCCUCAGUAUUAUCGAGCAAUUCCAGUACUCCGACUUCGAAAGGGCCACAGUUUAAAAUUAAAGUGAGUUAUUUUGAUUUUUUAAAAGUUUUUUGAUGAAAUGUCAAUUUUUUAUUGAUUUUUUGGGGCUUUGACGAAACGCAAAAAUAGUUAUUGAUUUUUUAUUUGUUUAGAAAGAAAAUGUCAAUUUUAUUAUCGGAUUUUUGCUUGAUUUGCCAUUUUUGAUGAUAUGUCAAACUAUUUAUGGAUUUUUUAUUAAGUUUGCGGUUUUUGGACGAAAUGUAAAUUUUAUUAUUAUUGGUUUUUUAGUUUUUGGGGUUUUGACGAAAUGCCAAAAUAUUUAUUGAUUUUAUAUUAGCUUUAAGGUUUUUGGACGAAACGUAAAUUUUAUUAUUGAUUUUUUUGGUUUUUUGGGCGAAAUAUCACAAUACUUGGACGUAUUUUACUUUUAUAUAUAACGUCUCAAUUGACGUCAUUCUAGGGCUUCCAACAAGCCUUCUCCGACUCUGGCGAAAAAGUCUUUGGCCCAAACAUCAUGAACACGCUGAAUGGCUACGCGGAGAAGAGUCACGGCAUGCUGGGGUCAUUCUUCUCCAAAACCGCGCCCAAAGCUCAUGCCUUGCGUGAAAAGACAAUGAGGCCAUUAGAGGCGGCGGCCAACAAAAUCGAACACGGCCAACAUCUAAUUCAGAACAAGCGACAGAACGUACAACAAGAUAGCAAGAAGGAGAAAGACUCCACACAGGCGGCACAGUUGCAAAUGUAGGAGUUUGAGAAAGAUUGAAAUUAACUUAAAUUUAAAAAAAGUUGGAGAAAAACGCACAGUGCAAUUACUAUACACACUUACUUAGAAAUGACCUUAUCAUACUUCAAUUUAGGAAGAACCAACAAACCAUCAGAGACAUGUGUGACCAAGUUCUAGCUGGUCAAGGCGUUGGUGUCUUUCAAAGUGCCAAACUCAAACGUCUACUAGAAGACGAAUCUCUGCGUGAAUUGGUGUGUCAAAAACUGAAUCUAGGCGUCUCUCAACGCUACACAGAAGAAGACUUUCUUCAACGGGUACAGCUGUCACGGGCACAGUACAAGGGCUACUUGAAGAUACUACAAGCUUGUCUUCAUGGACUGGAACACUCGUAUAAUAGUCCACAUUCCGAUGGGUUGGCAUCGUUAUUUCAUGUGCUGGAGAUUGCACAUACUCACUUUUGGGCUGAGAAUGAGAGUCAUACUCCUGGAAGCGGGAUUUCUAGCUUGGUACGGUUUUUGGGUUACUGUAACUUUUAAGUUUAAAAAUUUUUUGGUUUUAGUACGUUCUAAAUGACUAUUCUUUAUGGUAUUAGGGCAUACUAAAGGACUAAAUACACAAAUAUCAAAAACAGUACCAUACUAUAUAGUACGUUGUACAAUAUUCACCAACUUCUAGCUAUUACUCUACAAUAACAUUCUUUUAGAUUGGCACCCCAACCUCAUCAAUCCACACAAUUUUAAGCCCAGCUGGACCAAGUCACAAGUCUUCGCUAGCCAGUAUUCCUAAGACUGGUACCGACCCAGUACCAUUCACAACGACUGGUCCGACUCCUUUACAGCCUGGAGUCGAAACAGCUAAACAACAAAAAGAACAAGAUCUGGUUGAUUUCAAUGUUAACACACCUCAAACUAGUGAUUUGAUAUCUUUGAGUAAUGUUGAUGAUGGUACUGGUAGUCAAAAUGGAGGCAGUGCGAAUGGAACUGGAGGUCUUUUGGGUAAGAAUGGUACUUUUAUUGGCUUUGAGGACUUGUAGUAGAGGUUUUUGUACUGAUAGUCUUACUAGUAGUACUAAUGGUACUGUUUUUUUAUUAGUUAGUAGUACGAUUUUAGAUUAGUAAUAGUACUAGUAGCAUUUAUGGUACAAUUUUAAUUCAUGAAGGUACUAUUAGUACCACUUUUAACUCGGUAUCUUAAAAUAGUAUCAUUUUUGGAUUCAGUGUUUUAUAAUAGUACUAUUUUUGUAGAUAGCGCAAAUAAUGUGGUACCAUCAACUUUUAACGACCAAAACAACGAAAUGACCAGAUCAACAGAUACCGUAACAUCCGAACCUCCAAAAUCUCUAAGAAGACCCUCCGAAACACCAGCAAUACCUCCACGACGACCCUCAGACACCCGCACGUCUCCACGAAUACCACCACCAGUACCACAAAGAGGUGCAGGACCUCCACCACUACCCAAACGACCACCUCCAUUACCUGAAAGACCAGCCAGUAGUGGCUCAGUCGGGUCUGUUAGUAGUCCAAGGAAGUCGUUGACAAAUUCUGAUCCACCAGUCUUACCUCCACCAGUCCUACCUCCACCAGCUCUGGAGCCGGUUAAAGAAGUAGAAGGCAAACAUAAUGGUGAUAAGGGGAUAGAACAACGUGAUGAUAAGGCUGAUAAACAAGAAAAUAAGGUAAUAGGUAGCGUUGUAUCAGAUGCAGUAAAGGACAAAGAGGAUAAUGAUAAUUUUGGCAAAGAAGAUGGGCAAAAAGAAGAUAAAAAUGAAGAAAAACCGGCUGGAAACAUACUAAAUGGCGAUAUUAAGGUAGGUUUUGAUGGUUUUAAUGUCGUUUCUUUAGAUUUUUGUUUUAAAAAUGGCAAAAAAUAUAAUUUUAAGACUUUAUAGCAUUUCAAAAUUAAUUUUUCAUAUUGUUAUUACAUUAAAAAUGGCAAAAAAGAGCCUUUUUUAUUUCUUUGCACUGUGCAAAAAAUAAAAUUUUUUUUUGAAAUUUUAAAAUUUCAAAAUUUUUUAAAUAAAAAUUUAUGUUUUAGGUAACAAAACCAGUAGCCAAUGGGCAUGUAAAGGCAGCCGAACCAAUCGAAAAGCCAAAAUCUUUGUUUGUCGCUAAGCCAUCAACACCAUCAAGUUCAAGUAGCUCAACUCUAGAACCAACAAGGCACUUCUUGUAUCAGGAUUUGAUCUGUAAGUAGAAUUUAGUACCUUACCUUCUUUUAUCUUACUCUGCUCUAUCUACUCUACUUUACUUUAGUAACUUCACCCUGAGCUAUCCUAUCGUAUCGUGUUUUAGUUUGCUCUACCUACUAUAAUAUAACUUUUAGCCUCUUAUAACAGUUAACUGGAGAUUACUUUAUUCUUUUUUAUCUUAAUCUACUCUAUCUUACUUUAACUUACCUUACCUACUAUAACAUCACUUUCAGCCGCAUCCAACGGCCUCUGGGCCAACAUGGUAUUCUGGGAGAACGCCUUCUUCGACAUGGUUGCCAAAGAACGCGAUAUCAUUGGAAUGGAUCAAGAACCAAGCGAAAUGAUUGACCGCUACUCAUCUCUCAACGAUUCAGAACGAAAACGACUCGAACUAGAUGAAGAUCGUAUCAUAGCAGUACUACUACACAACAUGACUGCCUAUAUGGUUAUGUGUGGAAGUCCAACGCGGGUACUACAACAAAAAGUACGACGAAUGUUGGGUAAAGCCCAUAUCGGGUUGAUUUAUUCGAAAAAGAUCAAUCAAUUACUGGACGAAUUGCCUUCACAACCAAGUAAUCUGAUUCAACUGAAGCCACUGGGGUCGAGAUUGGUACAAAAACAAAGCUUUGCUGUUCAUGUUGGAGAUAGUGCUGAAGCACCGGUUUCUUUCAUGGAGGUGGGUUCAGAUUUUGAGAUGAACAAGUGGGAAAAAAAGUCGAAUUUUAGUGAAAAAUUGAUUGUUGAAACUACUUUUUUUUAAAAGUUUUUGUCUUUUUUUUAAUAAUUGGCGUUGAAGCUCUUGUAAAGCAUAGUAAGAUGUAUAAGAUGUAAAAUUGUCAUGUUUAUCGCAUUAGUUUUGAUCGAGUUAUAUAGGUUUGAAACAAACAAAAACCCUAAAAAUUUUGAAUUUUUUGGUAUGAGCUAGAUAAUUUCAUUAUAUUUCUGUUUUCGAAUUUUUUUUCUUAAAUUCAAACAAAAAAUAUAGAAAAGCAUAGUCUGUUGUAUGUGUUUCAAAUGUUUUGUGUUGAUAUUAUGAUUUACGACGAAGUUAUGUCGAUUUGAAAAUGGCGAGAAACCAAAAAAGUUCGAUUUUUUCCGAUAAAUUUGAGGUUUUGUGAUUUUAAAAGGCUGUAACUUUCUUAAUAAACGGCAGAUUUUAAUCAACCUUUGGGAAAACAUAGUUUAUUUUAUGAUUUAUGUUACACAUGCUUUGAAUAUUAAAAAUAUUUUAUUGAUUUUUGCAAAAUUGGUUAGAGAUAGGUAUAGUCUUACUUUUUUUCGAAAAGAACGAGGAUUUACGAGUUUUGAGCUUUUUUUAAUUUUAUUUUGUGUAUGUCAAUAUUUUAGGUACUUUUUGACUUUUUGUAACAUAUUUUUGAAUUUUUCAAUCUUCAAUAUAUUUACAUUUUAUUAGUAUUGUUUUAAAAAUUUAGGUAUGCGACGACGCAGUGAUAAUCCGAGCCUGUAAUGGUCAAAUCACGGAACGGUGGUGGUACGAACGACUAGUCAAUAUGACAUAUUCACCUCGAACCAGGGUCUUGUGCAUCUGGAGGCGACAAGACGAUCAAGUUCAUAUGCACAAGUUCCACACCAAAAAGUGUCGUCAGCUGUAUACUUGUAUGAAAACGGCAAUGGAAAAGGCUGCUCAAAGGGGAAAGGUGGGUAAUGUUAAUAUGGGUAUAGACCUGGGUAAUAUAAAUCAUUUCUGAUAGUUUAUAUUGUUGGUAAAUGUUGUGCAUAUAUGGGGUUCAUGGUAAAAUACGUUCUCUUCUUUGUUUAAUUUGGUAGAUUGUUCAAAAAGCCAUGAGCUAUGACUGAUAGCAAAUUUAAAAAAAUCAGUUUGAACAACCUAAUACCUUUCUAAUUCAGUACAAUAGGUUUUGAAAAAAUGUUUAAAAUUAUAUUGUUAUAGGUAACGAUAGCAGGCAGAGAUCUCGGCGGAGAGUUUCCAGUGCAUGAUAUCGAAACAAGUGAAGGCGGUCUACUACAAGUUCGCAUUGAUGGUGUGAAACUUCUUUUUGCUGAUCGACAAGUAAGUUUUUGAUGUUUUAGGGUGGGGUAGGAUAGUGACGGCUCUGGUACGAUAAGGUAGGACAGAGUAAGGAUAGAUAUAGUCGGGUAGUGAGCUACAGUAUGGUAUGGUAGAUUAGAGUAGGGCAUGGUUAGGAAGGAUAGAGUGGGUAGGGUAGGGUAGAGCAGAGCAGAGUUGAGUAGCGGAUGACAGUAACUUAAGGUAGAAUAGAACGAUAAGUUCUACUACAAGUCUUAUAAGGUGAUGUGUCUAAUAUCUUGAUGCUUUAGGAUUUCAUCAGCUUGUCAAGUAUAAAAAAGUGCAACACUUUUGGUGGAAACAUGUUCGUCUUAGAAGAAUACAGUACGUUUACUAUUUUUUUUGCUUAUCUGGAACUAUUUUAACAUUACUGUAUUGUCUUUACCGUACAGUAAAUUUUACUAGUCUUUACAUGAUAUACCAAAGUUUUUAAUUAAAAUGGCUUAUAGUAUAAUACUAUAAUAAACGGUGACAUUUAAACUUUAGACAAACAGCGAAACCAGCUGAUACAACGACGUUAUAUCUCAACCAUGGUAAGUCCGUUUUUUUACUAGUGUAUGCUAACAUUCUAUUUUGCUUUUAUACUGUGUGGUGGGUGUUGUAAACGUGUUGUUUGUUAUUGUAAUGGUGUGGGCAUUUGGGUAGGAUUGAUUUUUUCUCAAAAAGGUUGUUUUUGACCAAAAAUCUUGAAUUUUUUAACUUUAUUUAAUGAUUAGUUGGGAGAUUGGUUAUGGCGAAUAUGAAAAAAUAGGUUUUAGGUAGGGUGUAGUAACGAAAGAGGUAUUAUGAGGUCUAUAAGGAAGUACGAAAAGGGGUUUAUAAGGGUUUGCCGUGUCACUUUCUGGCUAUUUACUCUACUUUUGGGCUGGCUAUGAUAACUUAAUUGAUAAAAGCUGAUAAAAUCGCUUUGAAAUUUUACUUUUUACGGUUUGAAAAUGAUUUUUUUGAAUUAAAAAUUUUAAAAAUUCGAAAUUUUUUUUUUCAUUUGAAAAAAAUUGAAAUUCGAAGGAAUUUUUUUUUGAAAUUUUUGAUUUUUUAAAAAUUUUUAAAAAUUUUGAUAAGUUCAGAAACUUGUUUCAAGCUGUACAGUGUUGGCUAAACACCAAUAUAACCGUUGAUUGAGUACGACUGUAUAUUUCCGCCUAUCUUUCGGUGUUUUCCUUUGAUCUUUUUUGGUUGAAUUAAUCUGUUCACUAUGUUUUUGGGGGUGACUUUUUACAAUUCUUCAAACUUCUCUCACUUUUUUACCCUUAUAUAGUACGGCCGAAGUUUCGCGCGCAGUAAAAGUUUAGGUAUUUUUGUAUUGUAAAGUUGUUUUAGCUGAAUCGUAGACAUCUUAUCGGUUUUAGCAUGAUCAUUGUAUUAGAUUAUUCACAUAAUUAUGUGCCUUUCUGAAAGCAGGUUUGCGAGAUUAGGGGCACAAAAUUAUGUGAAUCAAACAUUUUGAAAACCUAUAAAAUGAGUUUUAAAGCUUUUUUUGGUAUAUUCACGGCUAUUUCUAGUCUUUUGAGGUCUGUUUUGGUAUGUUUAAGCCAAUGUAUUGUAUGUAUAAGGAGGUUCUUGAUAUCUUGAAGAUAUUAUCUUAUAGUAUAAUGGCAUUCUUAGUCCCUGAAAGUUAUUUAUCUUAUGGUAUAAGGUCAAAGUUGGUCUAAAUAUCGAAAAAUAUUGCUUUAUAAUUAAAUUUUCUAAACUUUUUUUUGAUUUUUUUAAGAAUUUUUUGCACGGUAAAGGCUGAAGUUAGUAAAAAAAAGUAAUUAUGGCCGGCUCAAACACUCUUGUCUUGAUUCUUAUUCUAGUCUUAAUGCUUAAUAACUACCCAAAAAUUCGUUUUAAAAUUCUAAAAUCGCCAUAGAAUUUGCUUUAAAACUAAAAAAACCGCAACAAAUUGCUUCAAGAUUUAAAACCCGCGCUAAAACCCGAUUCUAAAUCUCGAAAGCGGCGCCAAAACCCGCUUCCCAACUGCCUUGGUGAACAGGUUGAUUCGUUGACAAUAAAAAAACUAAGUGUUGGCCCCAAUUUUAGGCCCGUCAUGUCGCGUGGGCCUUGCAUCGUAUGUUCAGUGUGCGACUCACCCUGAACGAGACGUUGGCGCGAACGUUGGCUGACGAAGACACGAUGAGUGGCGUGGAAACGCCCGUGGGUAAGGUCGACGACAAUGGCUACGAGGCGGACAAGAGCUUUUGUAGCAGUCCCAUGAUGUCGAGUCCAAUGAUAUCGCCGAAACGGAAAAAGCUGUCGGAAGAGAUUUUGAAGGAACGUCUGAAUCUGGAACGACCAAAGAUUUGUAUCCAGAACUCGGUGGACAGCAACACGGCUUCAGAAGAGCGAACCCCAACCGCUUCACCCUCCUACUCGACCAAGAAGCGGCGACGACGAAAACUGUCGCAAAUCUCGUUUGAACACACGAGCUACCCCAACGAACUUCGCUUUAUAACAAGGUUGACAUCGGGUUCGGAUGAGGAGAAUACAACGACUAACUUUCCAUAUUUUACUCGCCAACGUGCCCCCAGUCACCCGGCUAUGCUGCAGGCCGAGGAACGGGUGAAUGUGGCCAAAUUGUGUAGUUCUGUUUCGAUGGACACGGCCUUGAAUGUGUGGCCGCGACAAGAGGCCGAUAACGAGGUUAUCGAGAUGGAGGAUCUCACCCCGAGGACUGAGGUUCUGCCCGAAAUUCGAUGA